This is a messenger RNA of Bombyx mandarina (wild silkworm), 2973 nucleotides long. It is a transcript of the gene bur, whose product is annotated as GMP synthase burgundy. The record is from RefSeq and is a predicted model, not a curated record. Gene Ontology annotation, molecular function: ATP binding; GMP synthase activity; GMP synthase (glutamine-hydrolyzing) activity. Gene Ontology annotation, cellular component: cytosol. NCBI's taxonomy places the organism in Eukaryota, Metazoa, Arthropoda, Insecta, Lepidoptera, Bombycidae. Gene Ontology annotation, biological process: GMP biosynthetic process.
UGACCCAAAAUGUUCUGUCAUUGCCCGGUUUUAUUCGUCAUCUACAAAAUAAAUCAAGCCAUUUUUCACGUAUAUAAUUGCAACCAUUAUGUGAUGAGCUUAUGAAGACAACAAGACAUUUUAAGUGUUAAAUUGACGACGUGCUGCUGGCGAGUCGGCGAGAUGCACACAGCGAGUGCGGACGGACAGUUCCGCGGCACCAAUGGCUCCGGCCAGGGACGUGACAAAGUUGCCAUACUGGACGCCGGCUCACAAUAUGGGAAGGUGAUAGACCGCCGCGUGCGCGAGCUGUGCGUCGAAUCGGAGAUCCUACCGUUGGAGACCUCGGCCUACCAGCUGAAGGAGGCCGGAUACCGCGCCAUCAUCAUUUCGGGCGGACCCAACUCUGUGUACGCCGAGAAUGCGCCGAAAUACGACGCGGACGUCUUCAAAAUCGGCCUUCCGGUUUUAGGCAUAUGUUAUGGGAUGCAAAUGUUGAACAAGGAGUUUGGUGGCUCCGUGCUGCGUAAGGACGCGCGCGAGGACGGGCAGUACGAGAUCGAAGUGGAAACCAGCUGCCCUUUGUUCAAUCGUCUGGAGAAGCAGCAGCCGGUGCUCCUGACCCACGGAGACAGCGUCCACAAGGUGGGAGACAGGUUCCGUGUGGCCGCGCAGUCUUCGAACCACCUUAUCGCGGCCAUAUACAACGAGCAGAUGAAGCUGUACGGGGUGCAGUUCCAUCCCGAGGUGGAUCUAACCCCUAAAGGCAAGCAGAUGUUGUCCAACUUCCUGUUCGACAUCGCCGGCCUCUCGCGCUCCUUCACGCUGCGUUGUCGGCGCGAGGCCUGCGUGCAGUACAUCAAGGAGACCGUCGGCGAAAACAAUAAAGUUCUGGUGUUGGUGAGUGGCGGUGUGGAUUCAACGGUAUGUGCAGCCUUGCUGAGGACAGUGCUUCGUGAGGAUCAGGUCAUAGCACUACACAUUGAUAAUGGUUUUAUGCGUAAGAACGAAAGUGCCAAAGUUGAGAGGUGCCUCCGUGAGUUGGGAGUCCGCCUGCACGUCAUUAACGCCGCUCAUCAGUUCUUUCACGGCAGCACAGUGGUCCGCGAGUCAGGAGGCUGGUCCCGCCACGCCGGGCCGCUGUGUCACACCGCCUCGCCGGAGGACAAGCGGAAGAUCAUAGGAGAUGUAUUCAUACGGAUCGCGGAACAGGCCGUCCACGAACUUAAUCUGCAAGAGGACGAAGUACUUCUAGGGCAGGGCACGCUGCGCCCCGACCUCAUCGAGUCCGCGUCGGCGCUGUGCUCGGGCCAGGCCGACACCAUCAAGACGCACCACAACGACACCGAGCUGGUGCGGGCGCUGCGGCAGAGGGGACGGGUCGUGGAGCCUCUGAAGGACUUCCAUAAAGACGAGGUCCGAGCGCUGGGGAUGGAGCUGGGGCUGCCCGAGGCGCUGGUGGAGCGGCACCCGUUCCCGGGCCCCGGCCUCGCCGUCAGGGUCAUAUGUCAAGACGAACCGUUCAUGGAGAGGGACUUCGCCGAAACGCAGGUGAUAGUAAAAAUAAUAGUGGAGUUCGCAUCGAUGUACCUCAAGUCCCACGCGCUGCUGGGCCGCGUCGUGAACGCGAGCACGCCCGCCGAGCACGCCAAGCUGCGCCGCAUCUCGUCCGCAUACCAGGUCGCCGCCACGCUGCUGCCCAUCAGAACGGUCGGAGUGCAAGGUGAUUGCAGAACAUACAGCUAUGCCGUGGCAUUGUCAACGGAGAAGUAUCCUCCGGAUUGGAAAGACAUGCAGUAUCUCGCUCAAAUAAUACCGAGGAUCUGUCAUAAUGUUAACAGGGUAUGUUACGCUUUUGGAGGUCUGAUCAAGGAGCAAGUAACAGAUAUCACACCAACUUUCCUUACGCAACAAGUUGUUUCAACUUUACGACAGGCCGACGACCUGGCAACACAGGUGCUGACCCAGAGCGGAUGCGCCGGCCGCAUCGCACAGAUGCCGGUGGUGCUGAUCCCGAUCCAGUUCGACCGCGACGCCGCGGUGCGCGCCGCCUCGUGCCAGCGGUCUAUCGUACUGCGUCCUUUCGUCACGUCAGACUUCAUGACCGGUCUCGCCGCACUCCCGGGAUCCGACCACAUGCCUCAAGACGUUGUGGACAGAAUGUGUAAGAAGCUCUUGACCGUGCCUGGAAUAUCUCGCGUAUUAUACGACCUAACACCGAAACCGCCCGCCACAACAGAAUGGGAAUGAUAGCCUCCAUUACUUUUUUUAUAUAUUUUGUACUGACCGAACGCACCCACAGGGCAGUGGUCGCGAAUGACGCGGUUAUGUCCAAACAUCGGAAACUAAUUGGUUCCUAGUGAUGUGAUUAGCUAAUAUGUAUUAUCAUUUUAUACAACAAUGACAACGUGAUGUCAAUCGCGCCGUUUAAACAUCUGUAAUAUAUCAUGGACAAUGUGAAGUUAAUUUUGUUUUAUUUUAUAACUGUUUUCAAGUGCCUAGCGUGGAUCAUAAGACAUCGUCACUAUAUCAAUCUACAACAUAUGUGGUGACGAUUCCCAGGGCCAUAUUUUCGUUUUUCUUGUUUUACCAUAUAACAGUUGGGCCUGAAUAGUAUGUAUGUAUGUAUGUCUACUUUUUCUAAAAAAAAUAUGUAAACAUUUUAAAGUAGUUUUAAUUUUGAUGUUGGACCACAACUAUAGAAUUUUAUCAAUUUAUUUUCCUUAAUGAUUUAGACCACUGCCUGAAUGUUUGUAAAUACAUUAAAGAAACACAGGUUUGAAAUGUGUCUCAUAUUGUGAACUCCACUGAUCAAUUUGUAACUUGUAGUAAUUUAUUGUCGAAGGCUGUGUAAAAAUUUUGAAAAGCCUACAAACUGUUCUGCGCAACUUGAUUGUUAUAAUUAAUUCUUGUAUUGAAAUCUAAGUUUAUGGAAUGGUUCAGUGUUAUUGACUGAAAGUUUCGUAAUUAAAAUUAUAUUAUGCUUUAUUUUCA